This is a messenger RNA of Microcebus murinus (gray mouse lemur), 3184 nucleotides long. The record is from RefSeq and is a predicted model, not a curated record. Lineage: Eukaryota; Metazoa; Chordata; Mammalia; Primates; Cheirogaleidae.
ACCAAAACUUUGUGUGCCCCACUUUAUUACAAUAUUUGCCUUAUUGCAUUUGUCUGAAAUCAAACCCACAACAUCUGUGGGGUUUCAGCCAGUUUUCUUGCUUGCUUGUUUAAUUUUAUCCCAACCGGACAUUCAGAACUACCUGACGCUUUUGGUUUCAGAGCUGUCAGGAGACAGUGCUCCUUGCUGUUGUUGAGCUUUUCCCACUGACCUCUUCCCCUCCCAUCCCUAUUCUUCCACAUCUCAGGGACUAAUCAGAGCAGAGAAAGCAGAAAUGUAAGUUAGUUAAAAAAAACUGACGAGAGGUGGAACACUCAUUUUAAAGACAAGGCAUUCCGGGGAGUAGCGAUAGAAGCAAGGGAGGGACGGUAGCAUUGAAGAAACCUUGGUCAGCUUAAAGAAAGCAAACCACUUAGAUAAUAAAAUAUAAGACUUCAUGAGUGAAUGAGUUGAAAGCGUGUGGCACAUUCCUGUUUUAUCAUUGUUUGGACGUUACAUUUUGCCUCUCUUUCCAGGCAAUUUCCAUAAGUUAUAUGGAACCAGGGAACCAAACAGCUAUUCCAAAAUUCCUCCUUCUGGGACUUUCAGAAGAUAGGGACCUGCAGCCCGUCCUCCUUGGGCUGUUCCUGUCCAUGUACCUGGUCACGGUGCUCGGGAACCUGCUCAUCAUCCUGGCCGUCAUCUCCGACGCCCACCUGCACACCCCUAUGUACUUCUUCCUCUCCAACCUGUCCUUUGCUGACAUCUGCUUCACCUCCACCUCCGUCCCCAAGAUGUUAGUGAACAUCCAGACACACAGCAAAGCCAUCACAUACAAAGGCUGCCUCGCGCAGAUGUGUUUUUUCUUGCUUUUUGGUGGACUAGAUAGUUUGCUACUGACCGUGAUGGCCUAUGACCGGUUUGUGGCCAUCUGUCACCCCCUGCGCUACACGGUCAUCAUGAACCCCCGCCUCUGUGGUCUUCUGCUCUUGCUUUCUUGGAUAAUCUGCCUGACGCAUUCUCUGCUGCAAAGUUUGAUGGUUUUGAGGCUGUCCUUCUGCGAAGAAGCAGAAAUCCCCCACUACUUCUGUGAACUUGCUUAUAUACUCAAGCUCGCCUGCUCUGACCCCCUUGUUAAUGACAUCCUGCUGUAUUUUCUGUCUGCUCUGCUCGGUGCUAUUCCCCUGACUGGGAUCCUUUUUUCUUAUUCUAGAAUUAUCUCCUCCAUAAUGUGCAUUUCCUCUGCUGGAGGGAAGUACAAAGCCUUUUCCGCCUGUGGGUCUCACCUCUCCGUCGUCUCCUUGUUCUACGGUACGGGCCUGGGGGUCUACCUAACUUCUGGAACAGCCCAGCCCUCCAGAAGGGGUGCGAUGGCCUCGGUGAUGUACACCGUGGUCACCCCCAUGCUGAACCCCUUCAUCUACAGCCUGAGGAACAGGGACAUCAAAGGGGCUCUGAGGAGACUUUUUGGCAGAGGAAUUGCUCUCUCAGUGACAUCACGGAGGUUGGGCCCUGAUCCUUCAUGGAAAACCAUGGUUCAAGCUCUUCAGUAAUGGAAUAAAGCCACUGGGAGCAGCUGGAUCCGCCCCCACUCAAAGGCAGGUCAUUGCUCACCUGGGGAAGGACCGGGAGGAAUCACAGGGGCACAUGAGAGAACUUUUGGGGGUUCACUAUUUUGAUUGUGCUGAUGGUUUCAUGGGGGUGCACGUAGGCCAACAUGUGUCAGAUUAUAUCCUUUAAAUAGGCGAAUUUCCUACAUCUCAAUAAAGCAAUUCCUCUCACUUAGACACGUGCAAUGGAAACAUGCUCGCCUUGUGGCCAACUGCAAAACAGAAAGGCUGUGAUGUCUUCCUCUCCUUGUACCCAGGCCCCUACUGUGUAACUCUGCCCUUCUGCUCUGGGCUCACCCACGUGGCUACAAUGGCCCACGGGGUGUAGGCAGAACAGACACGAGCCAAGCAUUCCCUUGCUUGUGCAGUGAGCUUGCGCCCCUCUGGAUUCCCCCAGCGACCUGUGAGUGCCCUGCCUAGCUGGGGGAGGAGACCUUGAGUGAAGAACGAGCGACACUCCACCCCCCCCACCACACACACACACACACACACAUACAUACACACACACACACACACCGCCCAGCAACCGGCUGCGGAAGCCAGACAGGAAGAGCGCUCACUCCUGGGGCUGAGCACAGCCCAGAUGGUCAACCCACAAACUGUAAAACCACCGUGGUUGUUUUAAACCACUGUUUUGGGUGGUCACGCAACAAAACCUACUGGAAAUAGGCCUCCUUCAUCCCACUCCUCAUACAUGGUACCAGUUUCCCGGCUCAAUUGCAAACCGUAUCAAAUGUCAAUGGACUCCCAUCAAUUUCCAAUUAAUACUGAAAUUGAGGCCGAUACUAACAUACUGCUGUGUGUGUUAUACAAUGUCCCAUAUUACACUUAAGCUUUGCCUCCUACUUCAAAGAUCCUCUUGUAUCUCGAGAACGUGAUAUAUUGCCCUAUCUUUUGUGCCUAUGCAAUAGAGAUCGGCGUGCUUACGGAAGUCUGCUCGUGAACACUUAGCAAGCCUUCCACACUCUGCUCGCACCACCCCCUCUGUUACCCUCCCAGUGGCCCUCCUUGACCUCCCAACCUGCGCUCUCUUAAGGGCAAUACCAUCAACUAUCAGUCUUUCUUCCCCAAACCUAAGUGUGAGGCACUUAACCGAUACUCAUUGGGUGUAUACAGUAGGUUUCCCAGAGGGGAAAAAUUCCUGAGCGGAUGGAAGCUUGCCCAAAUGUCACACAACACAGAGAGGGGCCCUGCUGGGGAAGACUGUGUUGGUGUAAUCAGAAGUCCCCUCCAGAGACACCUGUGAGAUACUUGGCUAUCCAAAGAAUUGGCGGCGAAGUGCAAUGGGAUGCGACAGCCCUGAGCCACUAAGGUUAUCCUUGGGAUUCAUUAUUUUCCUCUCCCGUCAUUACUGCUGUUGGCGGAGGAAUUGGGGACGAAGGGAGCAGUGGUGCCCGAUUCCCACCGCUCCUCAUUAAAGAAAUGGCCCCAUUUCACUCUCUCCUCGUCCUUAGGCCAGGCCUCUGGGGUGCAUAUUCUUUUUCCCAAACCUAAACAAGAGCCAGUGAUUGUUACUUCUUCACUAAUAAGCCCAGGAAAACUUUUUUUUUUAAGACAGAGUCUCACUCUGCCAUCUGGGGUAGAGUGCAGUGGCA